AUGAAUGGGGGAGACAUCAAGCAGGCCGUGAUUAACAAGGGAAAACAGAUGGCCAGCGUUGCCUCCGCCGCCGCCAAUGGCAACGGCGGCAAGAAGAGGAGGAAGGGCACCGAUUUGAAGCCGAUUGUCACCAACGAGGCCCAGGACGCGACUGCGAAUUCGUCGUCGAAUCCCGCCGCGCCCGCUCAGGGCUCCGUCGCGUCGCCCCUGUCCCAUCAGAAAAUGCCGCUGUCGUCGCGCUCCGGCUCGUCCUCGUCCGGAGAGGAGCAGGACGCCACCGCCGAUGAAGAAGACUCAGAAGACUACUGCAAGGGCGGCUACCACCCCGUCCACGUCGGCGAAACCUACAACAACGGCCGGUACGUUGUCGUGCGGAAGCUCGGAUGGGGUCAUUUCUCGACGGUCUGGCUGUCGCGCGACACCACCAACGGCAAGCACGUCGCCCUCAAAGUCGUGCGCUCCGCUGCCCACUACACCGAGACUGCCAUCGACGAGAUCAAGCUGCUCACCAAGAUCGUGCAGGCGAACCCUGCCCAUCCCGGCCGGAAACACGUCGUCAGCCUGCUGGAUUCCUUCGAGCACAAGGGCCCCAACGGCGUCCAUGUGUGCAUGGUGUUUGAGGUCCUGGGCGAGAAUCUGCUGGGCCUGAUCAAGCGCUGGAACCACCGGGGCAUCCCCAUGCCCCUGGUCCGCCAGAUCACGAAACAGGUCCUGCUCGGGCUGGACUAUCUGCACCGCGAGUGCGGCAUCAUCCACACCGAUCUGAAACCCGAAAACGUGCUCAUCGAGAUUGGCGAUGUCGAGCAGAUCGUCAAGACCUAUGUCAAGGAUGAGGACAAGGUGGACAAGGAAAAGGACGACAACCGGAACGGCCGCCGACGGAGACGCACCCUGAUCACCGGCAGCCAGCCGCUGCCCAGCCCGCUACACACCAGCUUCAGCCAUAUGGACCUGUUCAAAUCGAGUAGCUCGCACAGCAGUCUCAACCAGAUGUUAAACGAGGAUCAUCCCAAAUCAAUGAAGGAUUCAUUGGGCAUCAAGGAAAAUCAAAACAUUCCCACCAUUCCCGAGGACGAAAAACAAAAACAGCGCGAGAAGACGACAGACAUUCUAGAGAGAGAAGUAUCCGGCAUCUCGCUGGACAAAACCCCGUCCGAGUCCCCUGCCAAAGACCCUGCCAGCGACAUCAUUUCCGUCAAGAUUGCAGAUCUAGGAAACGCCUGCUGGGUUGGCCAUCACUUUACAAACGAUAUCCAAACACGGCAAUACCGGUCACCAGAGGUCAUUCUCGGUGCCAAGUGGGGGGCGAGUACUGAUAUUUGGAGCAUGUCUUCUAUGAUUUUUGAACUCAUUACCGGAGACUACCUCUUCGACCCCCAAUCCGGGACGAAAUACGGAAAAGACGACGACCAUAUUGCACAAAUCAUUGAGCUCUUAGGACCGUUCCCCCGGUCUUUGUGUCUGUCAGGGAAGUGGUCGCAGGAGAUAUUCAACCGCCGGGGCGAGCUACGAAACAUCCACCGUCUCCGACACUGGGCAUUACCCGAAGUCUUGCGCGAAAAGUACCAUUUCACGGUAGAAGAAAGCAAGCGCAUCAGUGACUUUUUGCUGCCGAUGCUGGAGCUGCUGCCCGAGGACCGGGCCAAUGCAGGUGGCAUGUCGAGCCACGCAUUUCUCGACUCUACCCCGGGCAUGAACAAUGUUGACCUGGACAUCACCCCGGGCACACGAGGCGAGAACAUUGAAGGCUGGGCAGCGGAAGUGAAGAGACGGUAA
Molecule: messenger RNA, 1776 nt
Organism: Talaromyces rugulosus
Lineage: Eukaryota; Fungi; Ascomycota; Eurotiomycetes; Eurotiales; Trichocomaceae
Exons: 5
Coding region: 1-1776 (591 amino acids)
Biological process (GO): regulation of mRNA processing; spliceosomal complex assembly; protein phosphorylation
Molecular function (GO): protein kinase activity; ATP binding
Source: RefSeq, a predicted model, not a curated record